AUGCCUUCAUCAUCCAAAGAAUUAACGAAAGAGGAGGAGGAGGGGAUACGUGAGGAAAUCGCUGAGCUAGAAAACGAACUUGGCGGGAAGGAUCCCGACGCGGCCAUUAAGGAGCAUAUAGCCCUUUUGCAUCAGUAUAACGAGCUAAAAGAUGCUACCCAAAUUAUGAUAGGAAAAAUGGCCACGAUGAAAGACACAACCGUCCGCAAGUUGCACGAGGACUACGGGCUGACUUCUGAUGACUGA
This is a messenger RNA of Dacryopinax primogenitus, 246 nucleotides long. RefSeq lists its product as uncharacterized. Gene Ontology annotation, biological process: meiotic DNA recombinase assembly involved in reciprocal meiotic recombination; double-strand break repair via homologous recombination; meiotic joint molecule formation. The transcript is spliced from 4 exons. Lineage: Eukaryota; Fungi; Basidiomycota; Dacrymycetes; Dacrymycetales; Dacrymycetaceae. Bases 1 to 246 code for a protein of 81 amino acids. Gene Ontology annotation, cellular component: Swi5-Swi2 complex; Swi5-Sfr1 complex. The record is from RefSeq and is a predicted model, not a curated record.